UAUAUCCUUAUUUAAAACAAUCUGUAUUCUUCAGAACCAUGGCCACAUCUAAGAACAAAGUACAGAAGUCUGUAUCGUGUGAUGACGUUUUUAAAAAUGCUACUCCGAUUGAGAUGGCACAAUAUUUGCAUACAUGGGCUGUAGAAGAGAUGGGAUUGCAUACAAACCCAGGAAUGAAAAUGGCAACUGUGGAACAGCUAUCAUGGAUUACUCGUGGUAGUAUGCAGGACAUUUGGAAGUUUGUACUCAACAAUGUAAAGUCUCGACAAACAGUACAAAAAGUCCAAGGAAACCUGAUGCUACAUGGUAAAAAAGAACACUGCAGGCAAAGAGAACAAUUCCUUGAAAAGAAAAAACAAUUAUUGUCUAAAUUGAAUGUUGAUAGGAGAGAUGUGGAAGUAUUGGAAGGUGAAGUAAGCAGCAAUUCACAUUGUAGCACUUUGUACUUUAGUAAACAGAAGAGGAGUCCAGAUGACAACUCGGCAGCAUUAGAAACUGCAUGUGGGAAAAAUGUUCGUGAGUCAUGUAAAGCUAUUGCGUCUUUCCGACAUCAACUGCUAAAAGGCCAGUUCACUGAGAGUCAUAUUCU
Messenger RNA from Saccoglossus kowalevskii, 589 nucleotides. RefSeq lists its product as uncharacterized. The record is from RefSeq and is a predicted model, not a curated record. Lineage: Eukaryota; Metazoa; Hemichordata; Enteropneusta; Harrimaniidae. Gene Ontology annotation, biological process: spindle assembly; centrosome cycle. Gene Ontology annotation, cellular component: centrosome; HAUS complex.